AACACAGCUGACUGUACAUGCAUUUGAAAAAAAGUUGUCCGCGUGGAAGCUGUCUUUUGUUUCGAAUUUUUGUUCAUAAUAAAAAAAUCUUAAAAUCAUGUCUUCGGAUGAUGAAAUUUGUGAUCGUCUUUUGUGGCUCGGAUUAACCGAUGAUAAAGUAAAAGAUACAAUUAAAAAUGAAUCGUUGACAAAAUUAUUAAUGGAAAUGAUCGAAACAUUGCAAAAAAAUAUCGAUCAAAAUUCAAAAAAUCUUGAUCGAAAUAUUGGAAAAUUAGUUUAUCAAGCUGCAACAACUUCGAAGACUCAGAUACGACAUCAUCUACCAAUGUUAAUCGAAUAUAUUGCCAAGCAAAAAAUCGAUAGUGAACCAAAGUUAGCCGCUGCAAUUGAAUAUCUUCUAACAAAUCCUACAUCAGUCGAUGUUAAAGAAUUUGAAACUAAUGCCGGUGUUAAUGUUGUCAUUACUGAUGAACAGAUUAGCGAAGCAAUUGCAAAAGAAAUCGAAAAAAAUCAUCAAGAAAUAAUUGAGAAAAGAUAUAGAUUCAAUGUUGGCAUUAUAAUAACGGAAGCACGAAAAGCAUUAAAAUUUGCCGAUGGUAAAGCAAUCAAAACCGAAGCUGAUAAACAGAUUCAAAAAUUGUUGGGACCAAAAACUGAACAAGAUAUGGCUAAACCGAAAAAAGAAAAACAGCCAAAACCAUCGAAAGGUAUCGUAGUGAAAGAGGAAGAAUGUCGUGAUAUUAUUGAAUUAUUACGACGUGUAAAUUUUCAUAAAAUUGGUGAAAAUUAUAAAACCGAUGGUUAUGUUAUAACACCGAAUACAAUGCGAUUAUUGGCCGAACAUUGUAAAGCUGUUCAAGGUCGUGUACGAACUAGAUUUCCACCCGAACCAAACGGUAUUCUACAUAUUGGUCAUGCAAAAGCUAUAAACAUAAAUUUUGGCUAUGCUGAAGCACAUGGUGGUGAUUGUAUUCUACGUUAUGAUGAUACAAAUCCGGAAAAAGAAGAAGAACGUUUUGUUCAUUCGAUUCGUGAUAUGGUUGAAUGGCUUGGUUAUAAACCUUAUCAGAUAACAUAUUCAUCCGAUUAUUUUGAUCAACUUUAUGAAUUGGCUGUGAAAUUAAUCAAAUGUGGAUUAGCUUAUGUUUGUCAUCAAAAACCUGAAGAAUUAAAAGGUUUUAAUCCACCACCAUCACCAUGGCGUAAUCGUACAAUUGAAGAAAAUCUUCAGCUAUUUGAAACAAUGAAAUCCGGUAAAAUGAAUGAAGGUGAAGCUACAUUACGAAUGAAAUAUACGAUGGAAGAAGGAAAAGUUGAUCCGGUAGCAUAUCGAAUAAAAAUGGCUGAACAUCAUCGUACCGGACGUAAAUGGUGUAUUUAUCCAACAUAUGAUUUUACUCAUUGUCUAGUUGAUUCGAUGGAAAAUAUUACACAUUCAUUAUGUACAAAAGAAUUUCAAACAAGACGUUCAGCUUAUUAUUGGCUAUGUAAUUCAUUGGAUGUAUAUUGUCCAGUACAAUGGGAAUAUGGUCGUUUAAAUGUUUAUUAUACGGUUGUAUCGAAACGUAAAAUAGCCAAAUUGAUUGAUGAAGGUAUCGUUGAUGAUUGGGAUGAUCCAAGAUUAUUUACAUUAACAGCAUUAAGACGUCGUGGUUUUCCAUCGGCUGCUAUUCGAAUGUUUUGUGCACAAAUGGGUUUGACCGGUGCUAAUACGGCUGUUGAUCCGGCAAUGUUAGAAGCUGCUGUACGUGAUGUACUUAAUACUACUGCACCACGUGCUAUGGCUGUAUUACAACCAUUACGUGUAAUUAUUGUUAAUCUACCACCGAAAUCGGCACCAACAUAUCUGGAAAUACCAGAUUUUCCAGCCGAUCCAAAUUCAACCAAACAUAAAAUACCAUUUGAUCGUGAAAUAUUCAUUGAACAUGAUGAUUUUCGUUCGGAUGAUUUGGAUCCAGAUUUUCGUCGUUUAACACCAAAACAAUUGGUUGGCUUAAGAUAUGCCAAUUGUGCUAUUCGUUUAAAACAAAUACAUCGUCGGUCUGAUGAUAAUCAAAUCGAUUAUAUUGAAGUUGAAUAUGAACCAAUCGAACAACUGAAAGAAAAACCACGUGCCUUUAUUCAUUGGGUUUCGAAUCCAUUACGUGUUGAAGUUCGUCUUUAUGAACGAUUAUUUAAUCAUAAAAAUCCUGAAGAUCCAAAUGAAGUUCCCGAUGGUUUUAUUUCCGAUUGUAAUCGUAAUGCUAAAACAAUAAUACCGGCUGCAUUGGUUGAUAUUUCGGUUAAAUAUGGCCAAAUCUAUCAACAAUUUCAAUUCGAACGUCUUGGUUUUUUCAGUGUCGAUACUGAUUCAAGUGUUGGACGUCUUGUAUUUAAUCGUACUGUUUCAUUGAAAGAAUCAUCAACAAAAACGUAGACAUUUUUUUCUAAUUUUUUUUAUUAUUAUC
Molecule: messenger RNA, 2447 nt
Organism: Dermatophagoides pteronyssinus (European house dust mite)
Lineage: Eukaryota; Metazoa; Arthropoda; Arachnida; Sarcoptiformes; Pyroglyphidae
Gene: GlnRS
Product: Glutaminyl-tRNA synthetase
Biological process (GO): translation; glutaminyl-tRNA aminoacylation
Cellular component (GO): cytoplasm; aminoacyl-tRNA synthetase multienzyme complex; cytosol
Molecular function (GO): glutamine-tRNA ligase activity; ATP binding
Source: RefSeq, a predicted model, not a curated record